This is a messenger RNA of Dothidotthia symphoricarpi CBS 119687, 1170 nucleotides long. RefSeq names its product SGS-domain-containing protein. Gene Ontology annotation, molecular function: protein-folding chaperone binding. Gene Ontology annotation, biological process: protein stabilization. Lineage: Eukaryota; Fungi; Ascomycota; Dothideomycetes; Pleosporales; Dothidotthiaceae. Bases 1 to 1170 code for a protein of 389 amino acids. The record is from RefSeq and is a predicted model, not a curated record. The transcript has a single exon.
AUGGACGAGGCUCGCAAGGGUGACGCUGCACUCAGCGCAAGCAAUUAUGAAGAAGCUAUCCAGCACCUCACCAACGCUCUUUCCUCGAACCCGACUGCAGUCAAGUACUAUAUCAGUCGCUCUACAGCUUAUCAGCGCUCUUCAAAGUACGCCGAAGCCCUCGCGGAUGCCGAAGUUGCUGUCGUUCUCGCACACAAACGCGCCGUCCGUGAGCUUAUCAAGGAUGCCCAGUUUCGACGAGCUAUCGCUCUGUACUUCCUCGGGAAUUAUGCAGAUGCAGAACACCUCCUGAACACGGUUAAGAAGCUGGAUGACAAGGAGAAGAUGUUGCCCAUCUGGACUAUGAAGGUUGCGGCCAAGCUGAAGGACAUUCCUGAAGGUGACGAGAGGAGGCAGGUUACGAUUAAAGACAUUCCUGAUGUUAAUGUUCCGACUGCCUCAUCGACCGCUAAGUCUGCGCCAGCUAAGAGCCAGGACAGCGAGUCAAAGACAGCAGACACGCCCGUAGCACCAAAAGCAGUGGUGCCCACGCCUGCAGACAAGAUCAAGCAUGACUGGUACCAGAACAACGAUAACAUCGUGUUCAGUAUCCUCGCAAAAGGUGUUCCUAAGGACGAGGCGACUGUGGAGAUAUUGAAGGAUUCGCUCUCCGUGACAUUCCCCAUCGGCGAUACGAAGUCAGAAUGGAGCUUCUCCGCUGAUCCCCUUUUCGCGUCCAUCGACCCCGCACAAUCCAUGUACCGGGUGACACCCAAUAAGGUGGAGGUGACGCUACGGAAAGCCAAACCAGGGCUUAAGUGGCACGAUAUCGAGGGCGAUCGUGAGGUCGAGGUGGAAGACGACAAGAAGAGCGCCAUCCCCUCCCACGUCCUCUCGGGCAAGUCCAACCAGGAGUCACCUCCCGUAUACCCAACGUCGUCCAAGUCAGGCGUCAAGAACUGGGACAAGGUGGUAAUGGACGAUCUCGGUGACAAGGACGACAUGGAAGGCGACGAGACCUCUGCGUUCUUCAAGAAACUAUAUGCGGGUGCAGGUGCUGAGCAGCAGCGCGCGAUGCUCAAGAGCUACCAAGAGAGUGGCGGUACAGUGCUGAGUACAGAUUGGGGCAACGUUGGCAGCAGGACUGUGGUUCCCGAGCCUCCAGAGGGUAUGGAGGCGAAGAAGUACUAG